Linum tenue is the source of this 1417-nucleotide messenger RNA. The record is from the annotation of a GenBank genome assembly. NCBI's taxonomy places the organism in Eukaryota, Viridiplantae, Streptophyta, Magnoliopsida, Malpighiales, Linaceae.
UUGUGUCGGUGUCGGCGACGGCCGAGGAAGAGGAGAAGGCACAUACGCCAGCCUAGAGCACGAGAGCCGCUCCAAUCCCUCGCCAGCGUUGCUGCGAUUUUGAUCGCGAGUAGUGCUGCCGCCGAAGGAACCGAUGCUUUCUCCUUCGUCUCUCCGAUCUCGCCCUUGGUCCGAUGCGGAAGUUCCAUGGCAUUUGAUUGCGAUUGCAGCCUUCUUUGCAUUGAUCAAAUUGCCAGGCCCUUAUUACCCUUUCUGGGGUCGCAUAUUCAUUCCACACUUGGCCAAUGGAGUAUUAUGGAGGACUUUGAUGCAUCUGGGUUUCCAGAGCAUCCUAUCAGGGGUGCUCUCAUGAUCGCCAUCGGCUGCGUUUGCUGGGCUGGUUUUGUCAAUCUCCAAGCAAUCACAUUGGAAUCAUACCCUGGGAAGCUGUCCUUAACAGCUCUAAUAUGCAUGAUGGGAGCAAUGGAGGGAUCAGUAGUGGCAGUUGGUCUGGAGUGGAAGAACCCUUCUGCAUGGACAAUUGGUUUCGACACCGAGUUACUAGCUGCUUUCUAUAGUGGGAUUAUAUCGUCAGGAGUAGUGUACUCGAUUCAAGGACUAGUGAUGCAGAGAAUGUUGACAGACAGAGAAGAGGAGGAGACUGGUAGUUGCUCGCUCGAUCGGAGGUUAGAUCUGAAAUCCAUAAUUCCACUGAUUAUCAGCAGCAACAUCUCUGCGUAUGGAGGUGACUCUAACAGGAAAGGAAUGGAGUUCGAAUCUUGUGAUUUGCUUGUCGCGAUGCAUGAGAGUGGAGUCGUUGUUGAUGUUUCGAUUUGUGGGGAUGUGGCUAGGCAGCUCUGAAUGUUAAAUGAGUUUGACAAGGCUAAGGUGCAGGUUGAUAUGGUUAGUAGAAUUGAAACAGGCGAGAGAUGAUGAAGAGGAAGAAGAUGGUGAUGGAAGUGGCAAUGAUGAUAAGUUUCAAAAGUCGGUCACCUGCACUUUGACAAACAGAAGCUUGUUAUGCUUUGGCUGCUGAGUGAAGAGUACUCCCAAAAUUGGCUGCUGAGUGGAGUCGAAGAUUAGAGAUCACAGCAGAUGUACCCACAAGGUCGCGAAGCGCUGGAGAAAGCAGCUGUAAAACUUGUCGCUGCAGGUGUCAGAUUAGAUGACAUGGAUAUGGUGUGUGGAUAAUUUUGGUUGGUAAACUAUUUUGUUAUAUGAAAUAAUUUUUUACUAUAAUUCUAUUAAUUUUUAAUAUUUUCAUUUUAGUGACCCAAAUCUCAUCUACCAAAUUUCAUUUUUACGAUAAUUCUAUUAAUUUUUAAACUUUCAUAACCAAUUCCAUUGGUCACCAAAAUGGUUUAAUUGGUUGAGAUAUGUGUUUUUCACAACCAAUUGUUAUAGUUGUAUUAAACUUUUAUAACAAAUAUAAUUAGUC